AUGCCGCAUCCCAAAACAUACAAAGAUUACGUCGAGGCUCUCUGUCCACGCUACCCGUCGUUACUUACCCUCUACGGCUUCCUUUCAAAUCCAAGGGCUCGUCGUCAGAGUUGCCGUGUUUCCGCACUGGACUUCCAAAGAGGAUCACCUACUCCUACUGCGCGCCAAAUCGGUGGUAUUGACCAUCUCUCUUCUGAACUGUUGAGCAAGGCCGAUAUAAGUCAUGGAGGGUCUGAAGACGAUCAUAGCCAACCACUACAAGGACGGAUGUUGGUGAUAGAGGACUUGACGGUCGAAAUUAUUGAGCUACUUGGUUCUGAGCUUGACAUCGACCCUCUUUUUUUCGCAAUGCAUCUGCACACAGUUCAGCGGAAAGCCAUGCGCCAUCCCAUUCCAAAUGAAGCGACUUUGCCAUCCCGGCUCCUCUCGCAAAACUACCUCAACGCCGCUUACCACUGUCCUGUUACCUAUGAUAACGCAGAUCUUGCUGGUAGGCAGCUGGUGGGAGACACCGCAAUCGAUCGCAAAGUGGUAUUCUUGCGCUCUACUACCGUUGGACUCGCGGCACGCCAAGUAUCCAUCAUCAAAAUCCGGCGGAGUAACGGCUUAUGGCUAGCCUUGACCCUUGUCGACCCGCCGCUCGGAGAUGUCUAUUUCACCUCGGGACACAAAGAAGAUGCAACACACAAGGUCCAACUGAUCUUGCGGCCCUUCUUAGGAGCUUACGAGGAUUUUGCGGACCCCCCAAAAUUCUCUGAAAAUUGGAAUACCCUGAACGACUGUCCAAGAGGCGGCAUGUUGGACGAUGUCGUGCAACGCUGGCAAGCUCGCGUUCCAGCUUGCUUCAACCGUGAAGAUCCCACGAUCCAAUCAUUGGCAUACUACCCCCUCAAGAUUGUAGCAGCGGAGUGGGUGAAAUAUCACGCCGUGAUGCGACACUGCAUCAAGCAGUACGAAUACCGAGGCAAUCAACUUCCAGAUCUUGACAAAUUCAACGCGGAUUUACGUGAACUGCAAGGCUGGCAACGCCGUAGCACAAUCUCACAAGAAAAGAUCAAGUUGGUUAUCCGCAAUCUCCGUUCCCAAAAUUCUUUAGGCUCGAGGAGUUGUGCAGCGAUGGAUCACGUCAUCAAAGAUUUCGAAGUGAUCAACAGCAAUAUAGAGACUGCGGGUGCGAGAUUGGAGAACAUGCUACCUGUCGUCACGUCUCUGGUUUCUAUCAUCGAUGCGAGACAAAACUUUGCUGAAACAUUGAACAUUAGUCGCUUGACUGUUCUCGCACUUAUCUUCGUUCCACUCAGUUACGUCUCAAGUCUCUUCAGUAUGAAUCCUGAUAACAUGCCAGGCAGUCCGCAUUUCUGGGUUUACUUUGCAGUUGCAGUACCCGUAACGACCCUAGUAUUCAUCGUUGCUCGACCGCCACACUUCGAAUUACAAAGCGCGCUUGCAUGGAUUUGUAGACUUUGGAGACCGAAAAGGAAAUCUGAACCGCCGGCGGAGAUCAAGAGCGCCCAGGCGAAGAAUUCGAAGACGUUCACAUGGUUUCGUGGCUGGUGGAAACAUGGAAUGACACCCGAUACGUCGAAGAACGUGAAGAGUGUGGAACAGGAUGCUUCUAAGGCUUGA
Dothidotthia symphoricarpi CBS 119687 is the source of this 1626-nucleotide messenger RNA. RefSeq lists its product as uncharacterized. The record is from RefSeq and is a predicted model, not a curated record. Gene Ontology annotation, molecular function: metal ion transmembrane transporter activity. Lineage: Eukaryota; Fungi; Ascomycota; Dothideomycetes; Pleosporales; Dothidotthiaceae. Gene Ontology annotation, cellular component: membrane. Gene Ontology annotation, biological process: metal ion transport; transmembrane transport. The coding region runs from base 1 to 1626 and encodes 541 amino acids. The transcript has 2 exons.